UAAAAACAUGGGCCAUAGUGUCUGUUGUGGUAUCAAGGAAAAAUUUCCUAUCCGCUUAAAAAUUACAUACUGGAACGACUAAGGUUAACAAAGAAGUAGUUCUCUAAAAAUCUGCAGCGCGUUCUUCGAAGUGUUGAAAGGACUCUUCCUCAGAAAUCGUAAAUCGAACCUGUGAGAUGCCGUAUAUUUGUUUUUAUGGGUCUCAGUUAAUUCUUUUAGUCUACCUACCGUUAGUAGCAGUUCUAGCCUUGCUUUCAACUUGUGAAAGCUGGAAGCUCGUAUGCAGGACCCAAGCCCUGUCUCAGAUCGUUUCCUUAUUUCACGAAACACCACUACAUAUAUCUCAUAUUCUGACGCCAUCCUCACUGUUAUGGUGUGUUUUUCUAAUGGCUGGAAUUAUUUGCGGUAAUUAUGUAACGCUAGGAAGCGUUUUUGAAAUUUUAAAGGAGCCAACUGUGACCACACUUGAAUCGAGUCAGUACAGCGUACAGAAAGUGCCCUUCCCAUCGCUGGAAAUAUGCAGUGUAAAUAAGAUGAGCCGAAGUGCAGUGAAUGCAUAUAUAGAGGAAAUGCGCAACCAAACAGAUCCACCACUAUCUCAACAACAGUGGUUACAAAAAGUUAAAUUAUUCGCCGGCUUCUUCGACAGUAGUUCCGUAGAUUUCAAGGAAGUUGCGGAAUUUCAAAAGACAUUUUUCAACAAACAAAAAUAUACUGUUAGGGAAACUAUAGCCAAGUUAGCGCCCAAAUGCGAAGAUCUCAUAUUGAAGUGUAUUUGGGAAGGGAAAAUCUACGAAUGUACUAAACUUUUUGCUAUGCGUUUUACGCCGAAUGGAUACUGUUGCACCUCCGAAUUCCAUGACCAACUAAAGUCUCGAGGCGGUGAUACCAUGUUACAGGGUCUCUCCUUGCUUUUAAAUACAUCCACAGAUGAUUACUUCGUAACGGAUCGCAGCUUUGCUGGUUUCACAUUACAAAUAUUUAACCUAGGUGAUUUCCCUGAUGCUUCCUUAGGUGGUAGUGUUCAGGAAUCGUUUAUACCACGGGGCAGUGAUGUUGAAUUGCGUGCGAGUGCCUUCAUACAGACAGCCACGAGUGAGUUGAGCAUAUAUAGUGUAAAUCAAAGGUAUUGCCUUUUCUAUGGUGAAGUUAUCCAUGGUGGCAAUGUAAAGUACAGCAGAGACGUGUGCAUGACACGAUGCAAGUCCCGUGGUACAUUACAGUUAUGCGGUUGUAUACCAUAUUACACGCCUUUGAGGGUUUUUAAAAAAAAUACCACCCCUGUUGAGUAUUGUACGCUAGCGGAUUUGGAGUGUUUAGAGCAACAUCGAGUUACUUUGAACACAUAUAGCCUUCUUGGACCUGCUACCGAUCAGCCUGUGUCAUGGCAAUCACUUGAUUGUCCAAAUUGCUUACCUGUAUGUGAAUAUAAUUCUUACUCUUUUCAUAAACUAGUAUCCCGCCUGUCGGACGCAUUUUUAAUACCAUUAAAUAUGAAAAUUCUGAAAUUAAUCGAUAAGGAGCGAAAAAGUUCCGAUAAAUUUAAUUAUUCUUAUGACGCUUUAGAAGCACUUAUCAAAAGCUCGGAUGACCUUAGCCUUGUUAAAAUUUAUUUUGAUACAUUGUACGCUACCCAAUAUUCGAAACGGUCACUCUACAAUUGGUACCAAAUGUUAUCAAAUAUUGGAGGAAUUAUUGGAAUUUUUAUCGGAUGCUCGCUCAUUAGUGCAUUCGAAAUUAUUUAUUUUUUCAGCUUCAAGCUAAUUAAAAACAUUCGCAAACACAACCAAAUUACAAGAACUUCUUAUCAGUAAUUUAUUUAUUGCAUAAGAAUAGGCAAGGCGCUUUGAGCAUAAUUACUUUAGUUUAUGUACAAAUUUCGCAAUAUAAUUUGGAGUGCUAGUAUUGCGAUUUUAUAAGCUUUACCGUUUAAAGCUGGUUGGUUUCCUAUGCGAUUAGUGAUGCAAUUUUUUUUUUUUUUGUGAGUAAGGUAGGGCACAAAAUGCCUUCUCAUUUACAGCGACCGUCGUUUAUUGGUUGAGUGGGUGACCACUAAAACAACCCCUCCUCUCCUUCUAGGGAGAGGUAGUGACGCUAUAAUAAUAAUUAUAAUAAAAAUAAUAUUUCCAUAUUAUUAAUAAUAAUAAUCCCUAUUUCUGUUCUAGUAUCAUAAAACAUUUACUAAUUGCCAGAACUUAGCGGAAUAAAUAUUCGGUCGUUCUGGUAACGCAGACCCUACUACCGUGGGAAUGCUGUGUAGAUUAAGAUUCGACCUAAACGAAAUCUAUAUGCAGAUGUUAAAGAAGUUAGGAUCAAGAGCUAAACUACAGUAGCUUGAUAUUUAUCACUGUCCUAUCAGGAGUAGCUCUCUCCUAAUGUCUUGCGCUAAAUUCAUUUAAAAUUUGCUCUUGGUUUUAAGAAUUUCUAUUGAAACUUUUAGCAGAAAGCGUUUAGAAAUGUAUAUGCUUGUGAUAAUAUUUACACAAGUUGAAAUAAAAUUAGCAACAUUUAAAUAAUUUUAUUAAAAAUAUAUGGAUGUGUUGCUGUUGUGGUUGUUGUUGUAGCAGCGAUACAAGCCCUGUCAGUGUAGUGUAUAUAACCGUUCGUCUUCGUCUAGCUCAUCUAACGGUAGGCCCAGGAAACAGGUUGUGUCCAGAGGGAGAGGGGUUUAGAGCGGCAUGUGAAAAGGUGGUUUGUGUCGUGCGGGGUGCCUUACAUAUGUUUGGUAUGUCGGGGUUAAUUCUGGAUAACUAGGGGUAUAACCUCCUACUACAAUAUCCAGCUGGAGCUUUUUAUCUGCUGUAGGUGAUGAAAGCAGAAAGCAGAAACUGUUUGCUGGGUAGUUUAUUGCGCUCCUUUACUGCAAGCAGUGUUGAAGAGGGGGCAUCAGGAAGCAACUCGUCGCAUUCCGAAUAGCAGUGUUUUGGCAAGUUUGUAGCUCUAUCCAUAUGGAUGUGUUUAUGUGUGUGUACGUAAUUCAGGAAUGUGCAGUGGAACUACAUUUCUUAUAUUCCCACACAUUUUAACUUAUAGUAUUCCCACUCCAUUUUCAUACAAAAUAUUAUUUUGCUAUUACCGGCCGCCGUAGCCGAAUGGGUUGGUGCGUGACUACCAUUCGGAAUUCGCAGAGAGAACGUAGGUUCGAAUCUCGGUGUAACACCAAAUUAAGAAAAACAUUUUUCUAAUAGCGGUCGCCCCUCGGCAGGCAAUGGCAAUCCUCCGAGUGUAUUUUUGCCAUGAAAAAGCUCCUCAUAAAAAUAUCUGCCGUUCGGAGUCGGCUUGAAACUGUAGGUCCCUCCAUUUGUAGAGCAACAUCAAGACGGACACCACAAAUAGGAGGAGGAGCUCGGCUAAACACCCAAAAAGGGUGUACUAUGAAUUUCGCUGAAUAUUUAAAUAUUUCAAAGAUUGAAAAAAAUAAAUAUUUGUGGUCGCAAAUACCAACCGCAUAAGUGGAAAAUAUAUUUUCGAGAAAAUUCACUUUAUCUGCACUUUUUAAAAGCACUGCUAGUUAGGGAAGCUAUUGGCUAAUACCACAGAGAGUAUUUCUUUUGAUUUACCAUCUCAGCAUUCAUUACUUUCAUAAAUAAGCUCACUUCAGUAAUGAGUUUUAUCUACAAUUCACUCCUACAUACGCUCACAUUUAUAUAUACAGUUGUGUUCAAAAGAAUAGGAGUGACCUCAAGAUAAAACAAAAAAAUCUAUUUAAUAAAAAAAAAAUUAAGAAAUAAAUUUAAAAUAAUUAAAUUUUAUUCAGUAAUUUUUUUUACCACACAUUGUUCAUUUUAUACAGCCUCUUCAUCUCUUUUUUAUUAAUAUUAUUUGAAUAUAAAAACUCAAUAAUUCACUGUUAAAAAUAAUAGGAGUGUAACACAAGUUAGUUCUUUUUUAUUUAUUUUUUAUUACUGCUGCGCAUCUGCGUGGCAUGGAAUCCAUGCCUCCUAGAUUGUGUUCCAUAAAUCUGUGGUUGGUCUUGUUGGUCUACGAUCUGCAACACUCUCUUGAUAUCCAUCCAUAGAUGUUGUACAGGGUUGAGGUCAGGCGACUGAGUAAGCCUCAACCCCCUUGCCUCGUGACCACUCCUCCUGUAUUUUAGGUCGUUGUCUUGCUGGAACAACCACUCAAUGGCAUAUCCCAUUCAGCUUAUGGCAGCAUUACAUUUUCUAAAAUUCCCAAAUACACCUGCUGAUCCAUUUUUCUUUUAUCAAGUGGAUUGUCUCAACGGCACUAUUAGAAAAAACUUCCCCAAACCAUCAUUUUCGCACCGCCAUAUUCGACUGUCUUGCCCGUCGUUCCCCCGACAGUCGGUUCUACGUUACCGGAACGAGCCUCGUAUAUGCACGAGGAAUGUUUAUGCUGCUACAACAACAACGACAACAACUGUCUUGCCCGUGUAUUGGGGAUUAUAUUCAGCAUUUCGCAGACAACGGACAUACUGCCUAGACUCAGUUCCUCCAAAUACACCAAUCUGAGUUUCAUCCGUCCACAAAAUAUUUCUCCAUUUUUGCUUUGGCCAAUUUACGUGUGCUUUCGCAAAUUUUAAGCGAGCCGCAACGCCCUGUUUAGUCAACAAAGGCACUAAUUUGAGCUCCAACAAAUGUUUCCGAACUGUUAUGUCGCUUACAUUAUGAUCUGGACGUUUUUUUAAUUCUCAGACGACGCUGUCUUCUCUGGUUAUUUUACGUGCGACCACAUUUUCCGGGUGUAUCUUUAUACGACAGGGCGUUUGCUAUCACUUGAUUAGAACACACGAGUACUUCCUUUAUUUCUCUAUAUGUUUUUUUCUGUUUUUUAGUUAUUCUUCGCUGCAGUGUUUUCCUUGACUCAUUUUUAGAAAUUAAAAACAAGAGGAAGUGCUUAAAUCUUAAUUAUUCUUAUCUAAUUUGUUUCUUUUAUACUUACUUUUCAGUUUUCUACAUAAAUGCUAAAUAACAAUUUUUUUUAAUAGUUUCUAACUCACACUCCUAUUUUUUGAACAGCACAGAAGCAAGUCUCGCACAGAAAUGAAUGUGUAAAAAUACUUUCAUAGCAACUACCUCAAGAUUAUGCUUCAUAUAUUACUUGGGGAAUCCUAUUAGAAGCACCGUUCGAAGACUGCAUUGCGUACAUGUUUUUACAUGCUAGAAAAUUGUGAUUGAAUAUAGUUGGCAUAGGCAGUGCUUUUAUUUUAGACACAGCUUUAUAUGUUGGAACCCGAAAAUAUAGGGUUUUCCAAUAACAGGAAAUAGCGUUUUUCUUAGAAUAUCAUAAUAACACCUCUUAUUAAAAACCCCUUUAGUUGACCACCUACAACUCUAUUAUUAAAACACCAAUCGACUUUAGUGUCAAAUAUUUUUU
Molecule: messenger RNA, 5337 nt
Organism: Anastrepha ludens (Mexican fruit fly)
Lineage: Eukaryota; Metazoa; Arthropoda; Insecta; Diptera; Tephritidae
Gene: ppk27
Product: pickpocket protein 11
Exons: 9
Coding region: 177-1814 (545 amino acids)
Biological process (GO): sodium ion transmembrane transport
Cellular component (GO): membrane
Molecular function (GO): ligand-gated sodium channel activity
Source: RefSeq, a predicted model, not a curated record